AUGGCAGACAAACCAGACAUCAGUGAGAUUUCCCAUUUUGACAAAAGCAAACUGAAGAAGACUGAAACUCAGGAGAAGAACACCCUUCCAACUAAAGAAACUAUUGAACAGGAGAAGCAAGGAGAUGCCUAA
Messenger RNA from Chanos chanos (milkfish), 132 nucleotides. RefSeq names its product thymosin beta-b. The record is from RefSeq and is a predicted model, not a curated record. Gene Ontology annotation, cellular component: cytoplasm. Gene Ontology annotation, molecular function: actin monomer binding. Lineage: Eukaryota; Metazoa; Chordata; Actinopteri; Gonorynchiformes; Chanidae. The transcript is spliced from 2 exons. Bases 1 to 132 code for a protein of 43 amino acids. Gene Ontology annotation, biological process: actin filament organization; regulation of cell migration.